This is a messenger RNA of Brassica napus (rape), 1913 nucleotides long. RefSeq lists its product as uncharacterized. The record is from RefSeq and is a predicted model, not a curated record. Gene Ontology annotation, cellular component: membrane. Bases 707 to 1495 code for a protein of 262 amino acids. The transcript has 7 exons. Gene Ontology annotation, molecular function: ubiquitin-protein transferase activity; zinc ion binding. Gene Ontology annotation, biological process: protein ubiquitination. Lineage: Eukaryota; Viridiplantae; Streptophyta; Magnoliopsida; Brassicales; Brassicaceae.
UUAUUUCAUUUUAUUAUCAAAAAUUAAAAAUGCUAGACAACAAAAUAAAAAGGUAAAUAAGGUACAAAUGUCUAAUUAUAUUUUGGAAUAACAUUUUCAGAAAAUUAAACUCUAAAAGAUUAAACUGAUACUUAUGAAAUUGAGUAGUUUUGUUUGAACUCAUCUUCGGACGAAAAUAAUAUGGUUAUAUGUUGUAUUUAUUUCUAAUUAUUUGACUCGGUUCUACGUUGAAUAAAGAGGCAAGUUUGUAUAUGUAAAUCAGUAUGUAUAUAAUUCUCUAAUCCCUCUACCUAAACUAUAAUCUAUGUUGUCGAUAUUAAUUAGCUCAUUAUAUAACACUACUAGGAGCCGUUAUAAGAAUUAAAAUUAUGGUCAACGGCUAGUCCCAACGGAGCCGUUAAACUUGUCAGACGCCGUUAUCUCUCUCUCUCUCUGUGUUUCCUCUCCUCUUUUCUUUCGCUAUAAAAAGCUGCUUUCCAUUUGCUUGAUUUACGGGAAAAAUCUUGGAAGUUGUCUGUUGUCUAUCUUCCCCAGAUUUGUUUUUGUUUUGAAAGCAAAACCACAACUUCUUUGCGUCUCUGCUUACAUUCCUCCCGAUAUUUCUGCUCUUAAAUCAAGGACAAGAAAGCUUCCUGCUCACUCUAUAAAACCCUUCUUUUCUUUAACUUUUCCAGGUGUUUUUUCUGGAUUUUUUUGCGAGGCUGAGAUGAGUGAACACAUGGUGGUAUAUGUCGACCGACUGAUGCAGCCGGUUCCGUCAACUCCCGUUGAGUCUGAAACACCUGAGCCGUUUUGCAUCAUGGAGGAUAAUGCAGUUGAUAUCUACGAGGGAGAGGCAGAGGAGGAUCCACUGGUUUGGUGGGGGGAGUGUCGUAUUUGUCAGGAGGAAUCUGCUAUUAAGAAUCUCGAGAGCCCAUGUUCUUGCAAUGGAAGCCUGAAGUACGCUCACAGAAAAUGUGUUCAACGUUGGUGCAAUGAAAAGGGAAACACUAUAUGCGAGAUCUGUCAUCAGCCAUACCAAGCUGGCUAUACCUCUCCACCACCUCCACCCCAGUCUGAUGAAACUACUAUUGACAUUGGAGGAGGGUGGACAAUCUCAGGUCUGGAUUUAGACGAUCCAAACCUACUUGCAAUCGCAGAAGCUGAACGUCAGAUUCUAGAGUUGGAGUAUGAUGAUUAUACAGAACCAGAUACUACUCUAGCUGCAUUUUUCCGCAUAUCUGCUCUUAUUUUGAUGACUCUUCUAUUGCGAUACGCACUGACUAUACCAGAUUAUGCAGAUGGUGAAGAGGAGGACCCUUCUUCAAUACUUUCUCUUUUCUUACUCCGAGCUGCUACUUUUCUUCUUCCUUGCUACAUCAUGGCAUCAGCUAUUAAUAUCUUGCAUCAGCGAAGACAAAGACAGGAAGCAGAGGCUUUAGCCACCCGGUUUGCGUUGGUGCUCAGUUCACGUCAACCUAGAGACAUGGUUAAUUAUUUGUCUAUGGAGCCUUGAUUUACACCACAAUUUAGGUACUUCAGUGUUUUCCUCAGGAAAAAAAUUGGUGUGAAAGAGUAACUUGCAAUAAGUGAAAAAAAGAGAGGAUUUAUUGAACCAAUCUCUCUUCCUUUCACUUGUUGGAGAGGAAUAACACUUUUCUACUGAAAUUACCGAGUCAUGUGUGGUGUAAUGCAUCAUAAGAUCUACAAGAAGGUCCUUCUGAGUCGGCUUUCUCACAAGUUAAAGCGUGACGAAGGAGUGUCCUAACUUAGUGCAUGGUUCUUUUAAAAAACUUAACGAAUCUAAGAUAGAUUCGUGCCAUCCAAUGUAUGUAGAGUUUAGAGUUUCUGAUUUUGUGCAUUGUAUAAUCUGAAAGAUGUUUUGUUUAUUUUUAAACAUUGAGCUUUUCAAUGACAUUACAAGCAUUUGACUA